This is a messenger RNA of Arctia plantaginis, 984 nucleotides long. The record is from the annotation of a GenBank genome assembly. NCBI's taxonomy places the organism in Eukaryota, Metazoa, Arthropoda, Insecta, Lepidoptera, Erebidae.
AUGCUUUAUGAAAAGCUGUAUUGGGUGCAAAUCUUUUUAAUAUCUAUACUAGUAAGCUCAAUUUUAGCAGAAUGGAAUACAAGAGAUUACAUCAGACGAGAGCACUCUCUCACAAAACCUUACCAAGGGAGUGGAAUGUCGGUGCCUUACUGGGACUUCUUAGGUAGCACGAUAGUAACAUCAAAUUAUGUGCGUUUGACUCCCGACCUGCAGUCAAAAUCAGGAGCUAUCUGGAAUACAGUGCCAUGCCAAACACGCAACUGGGAGCUUCAAGUUCAGUUCAAGGUGCACGGCCGAGGCAAGGACCUCUUCGGUGAUGGCUUUGCGAUAUGGUACGUCAGGGACCGCAUGCAGACCGGCCCUGUCUUCGGCAGUAAGGACUACUUCGAAGGCCUCACCAUCAUAUUGGAUACUUACAGUAACCAUAACGGUGCACAUAAUCACCAGCACCCGUAUAUAUCGGCGAUGAUAAACAACGGGUCGCUGCACUACGACCACGACAGGGACGGCACACACACACAGAUCUCAGGCUGCGAAGCUAAGUUCCGCAACUACAACCAUGACACACACAUAUCUAUUACAUACAUGGAUGAUACUCUCACAGUAUCCACAGACUUGGAAGGCAAGAAUGCGUGGAAGGAAUGCUUCAAGGUACAUAAUGUGCUGCUCCCUACUGGAUAUUUCUUCGGAGCGUCGGCAACGACUGGCGACCUAAGUGACAAUCACGACAUCAUCGCCAUAAAAAUGUAUGAACUGGAUCUUUUAGAAGCGCAAAACAAAGAUGAAGACCGCUCCCAAAUCAUUCCGUCGGCCGCAUCAUUUGAGGCGCCUCGGGAACGAAUCGAAGAUGCCAAACCUGCAAUGUCUGGCGUCAAAACAUUCUUAUACAUGAUGUGUAUAGCAAUUGUCAUCAUAGUCCUCGUUGUCUUAGGUAUCAUGUGGUACCAGAAACGUCAAGAACAAUCUAGAAAAAGAUUGUACUGA